Messenger RNA from Monopterus albus (swamp eel), 1313 nucleotides. RefSeq names its product calcium homeostasis modulator family member 2. The coding region runs from base 278 to 1243 and encodes 321 amino acids. The record is from RefSeq and is a predicted model, not a curated record. The transcript is spliced from 3 exons. NCBI's taxonomy places the organism in Eukaryota, Metazoa, Chordata, Actinopteri, Synbranchiformes, Synbranchidae. Gene Ontology annotation, molecular function: monoatomic cation channel activity. Gene Ontology annotation, cellular component: plasma membrane.
GAGGAAACUGGAGGGCGGUUCCUUACUGUGAGUCAUCACUAGUGCUCAGACUGCUAAUAUGGACUCAAAGUUGCUCACAAAAACAGGACCUCUCUUUUUAUCCUUACACAUAACACACUGAUUUUAUGUUUUGGACUCAACAGUUUUUCUUUCGUUGUCCUUGUAUUGGAUGGAUUUAUAUAGACUGAGUCACAUAUUCCACUUCAGGAUAAGCCACAGCCCUGACGUUGCUGUAAACCAAGUACCUUAUCAGUAUUAUUCACCAUAAAAACCCAACAUGGCUGCAGCUGCACUCAUCACAGAGAACUUUAAGUUUGUGUCCCUCUUCUUCAAGAGUAAAGAUGUGAUGAUCUUCAAUGGUCUCAUUGCUCUGGGAACCGUGGCUGGCCAGACUGCAUACAAUAUUUUUGCUUUUGACUGCCCUUGUUCUUCUGGGAGGAACUACCGCUAUGGCCUGGCUGCCAUCGGUGUUCCAGCACUGGUGUUUUUCCUCAUAGGAAUAAUGAUAAACAAGAGCACCUGGGACCUUGUGACUGAGUGUCUGCUCAGAAAGUGUCGGAAGCUGUCGGGAGCUGCAGCCUUUGCACUGCUAGGAAGUAUCUUCGGUCGAGCUGUGGUGGCCCCACUGACAUGGGUUGUUAUCUCUUUGCUGCAGGGACAAGCAUACACAUGUGCCCUCAGUGAAUUUAUUGACCCCGGUACAUUGGAGGGCUUCCCCUCAGGUCAGAGUUCAGAGGUCAUGGCAAAAUUUCCGUGUCAGCAAAGUGUUCCAGCGGAGCUGCAUGGCUUCUUGGCUGAAACUGAACGGCGAUUAAAAUAUGAAUCUCAGCUAAUAGGCUGGCUUCUGGUGGCAGGAAUGUCUGUGAUGGUGUUCCUGAUGCAGUGUGUGAAGCGCUGCUGUUCUCCUCUUAGCUACCAGCAGGAGGACUACUGGUCCCAAUACCGCAAUAAUGAAAACAUCCUCUUCCAACGCACGGCAGCUGUCCAUGCCCGCCUCCUGGCUGCAGAGAGUGUUAAGAGCUUUUUUGGCUUUGUGGCACUGGAGAAGGAAGAGAAAGAGCUGCUGGCUGACUACCAGAGUGCUCGUCCUAUUUGCAGCACUAACUGGAACAGAGUGACUGGUGUCUACCUCUACAGGGAGAAGAAUGGGCUGCCUCUGUACAGCAGGCUCAACAAAUGGGCCACAUACAGCCUGGAGAAUAACAUGGAGGCCAUGGAGAAAGAAAUGGACAUGCUUAGUUGAAAGUUUUCUUCAGUACUUUGGCUCAAUGACUGGGACUAGGAAGAUGUCAUUAUACUUCAAAUGAAGUGCU